GCAAGCAAGCAAGCAAAGGUGGCUGCAGCUUCUGGCGAGCGACAGAACCUCUUCGCAGGGGGAGAUAGGACUUUGAAAUGUCUUCAGAAUCUGCUUCUGCUCACGAGCAGCCUCCUUCUCCAGGCAGCCUCCGACUCCCAGAAGGGCGGCGGAUGAGGGAGCGUUCACCGUCUCCGAUGAGAGGCUACCUCAUCCCAAGCCCGCUUCCGACGCGGAGGACGCGCACAUUUUCAGCGACGACGAGAGCCUCUGAAGGGCCUACCUACAAGGGAGUGUGUAAGUGUUUCUGCCGCUCCAAGGGCCAUGGCUUCAUCACGCCUCUCGAUGGCAGUCCAGACAUCUUUGUGCACAUUUCCGACAUUGAAGGAGAAUACGUCCCGGUGACUGGGGAUGAAGUCACCUACAAGGUGUGCACCAUCCCUCCGAAGAACGAGAAGCUCCAGGCCGUGGAGGUGGUCAUCACUCACCUCGCUCCGGGGAUAAAGCACGAGACGUGGUCAGGGAACGCGAUCAACUCCUAGGCCGCCCUUACGCCGAAGCCGCCCCGAUCGAGGAAAUGCUGGACUUUCGGUAUUGUUCAACAACUGAUACUGACUUGAGACUUGACAGACGAGUUUUCUGCGUAUUGAGUGAGGUGGAAACACCAUUGUAAUGGGGGUCCAAAGGUGGCCAGAGUAACGCCCCCGCUUUUAUACAAAAAAAAUUAAAAAAUCGCAAACGGCACAACACUUAAGUUGACCAGGAAGAUGGGAUUUAGUUACGGCUUUGCUUUUUUUUUUUU
Molecule: messenger RNA, 781 nt
Organism: Lacerta agilis (Sand lizard)
Lineage: Eukaryota; Metazoa; Chordata; Lepidosauria; Squamata; Lacertidae
Gene: CARHSP1
Product: calcium regulated heat stable protein 1
Exons: 4
Coding region: 78-521 (147 amino acids)
Biological process (GO): regulation of mRNA stability
Cellular component (GO): cytoplasm
Molecular function (GO): mRNA 3'-UTR binding
Source: RefSeq, a predicted model, not a curated record